AUGAAUGUCUCAUGGGUCCUUAAUAACUCAGAAUCUCAUUGCAGAAGCUUUCACAAUGUAUCCGAUCAAAGCCAACGCAAAUGGCCCCCUCAAACGCUGGUAUUCGACUCGGUUUUAAUCGGAUCUACAUUGAAUCUACAUAGCACUGGAUUCUAUGUACUACUAAGGCAAAUGAUAAUAUUCCUUCUUCUACUGCUAGUACCAAAUGCACAAUCGCAGUCAUCAUGCAGUUCCACCGGCGAAUGGACAACAUGGAGUGAAUGGACAGCGUGUCCUCGACAAACAACUUCACUGAUGAACUUUAGAGCAAGACUGCGAACUUGUGAACCUCGACCGGUGGGCUGUAGGGUUGAACGAUCGUAUUCAUGCUCAGGAACAUAUUCUGAGGUGGUCUACUGCACUGAUCCAGAUCCAGUCUCCACUACAGAAUCGAUAGAAGCACCUAUAAAUACGACAUUUAUUAUAGAAAAUCCAACUUCGACGACAUUGCUCUCCACUACUUCGACAACCUUACUCUCCUCUACUUCGACGACAUUACUCUCCUCUACUGAACCAACAGCAGAGCAGACCUCCACACUGCUCCUAACUUCUUCUUCGGAACCGGAACUGUCAAGUGCCAGCGCCACGGAAACUUCCACUAUUGCACCUAACCCUACAAUAACCACUGUCUUAACAACACCAAGUGUGACCUCAUGGUCUACUAGAGGCCCUGUAGCUCGGCCCACCACGCCUGGGUCUCCACAAGAUGAAGAUGAAACAAGUACAGCCGUAGACAUAGACAUUUCUACUGCAGCUCCAGACGAAGAUUCAACAGCUGAUAGCGAAGAAGCUACUACAAAUAUCAAUAAUUAUGAUUAUGAUGACACUGAUUCUACAAGUAAAGCUGUUGUCACUAGUUCUGCUAAAGCGGUUACAGAUGCCGAAUCAACUGGCACGACCUACAACAAAGAGAUCACGGCUCAAACAACAAAGAUUACCUCAGAAUCUGCACUACUUGACGAUACUACUCAACUUAUGACCAAUGAUGGUGCAGAAGAUGAUGGCGAGACUGAGGCUAAUGAUUCCACAGCCGGAAAUUUGCCGAGUACCACUCAAGAUGUGGAAGCGAGUGGUGAUGAAGAGACGACAAGCACUGUGUCUUACAAUCCGGUCACUGAUACGGCUAAUGUCAAAGAGACAACUACUUCUACACACCAGAGCUCCUUAGAAACUAGUGGCGCGCAGGUUACAGAUGAUUAUGAGGAAGACGUUGAUUCAACGAGUAAAGCUACAACCGAUAGUGCAAGAGGUCCUAGCACGACAAGCACUGUGUCUUACAAUCCGGUCACUGAUACUACGACCAAUAUCAAAGAGACAACUACUUCUACAGGCCAGAGCUUCUUAGAAACUAGUGGGGCGCAGGUUACAGAUCAUGUGGAAGACGUUAAUUCAACUAGUAAAGCUACAACCGAUACUGCAAAAGGUCCUAGCACACAUGCCACUACUGACGAAAAUUAUGAAGAUUUUGAAGAAACCACGGCAGGGGACGAGUAUACUGACGAAGUCAUGACUACUGCAAAAGCUGUGACUGAAGCAGAAUCAGCAGAAGAGUCUGAGUCAACUCCACACCUCUCCUCUCCUACAGGUCUUGGAAGUGACUCUACCGAGACGCUUACCCGGGUUAGCCGUGCCAUAAGCACUUCUUUUUACCCAACUAGUGAGCACAGUAACACCAAUGAAGGUAGCGGAACGAACACAAACCAAUCGACUGACCCAGUAACAAGCACUCCAAGUUUCACAGCGACUGAAGGUUCGUCUCGAGAAAGCGCCGGGUCAGAUACAGAGGAUACUGUGCGUCCAACUAGCAUUACUGAUGAGCCGGAAGAGGGCAGCAGUACUGCAGAAGAGCCCCUAACUAACCCAAUAACUACACAAGAUGUUACUUUGAAUUCACUCGAUAACACCGAUUCCACCCCAGAUCAGUCAGCACACAGCACCACUCAAUCAAGGCAACCUAUCAGUAGCACAGAUUCCUUACUAACAACACUUGUCGAAGAUAACCCGGUCAGAAUCAGCACCAUCGACAUCACGUCUGAACCCAUGUCAUUGUCAACAGAACAGGUUAGCAGCAGCACCGAUGAUUCCAACCUGUCCUCUUCUACAGAGGCUUUACCAGUACUCACAUCAACACCUGCUAACAUCGAAACGACCCAGCUGGGAGAAAUUAGUACCACAAUUGAUACAAGUGAGAGAAUUACUUCGAAUGGCUCAGCGGGUACGACGGAGUCUAAUGUCGCAAGCGGCAGCAGCGACGGUUUCACUUCAUUUACUGAAGCGGAUACAACGCCAUCUGAGGAACAGAGUGUUACUGCUGAGGAUCUGCCCACAGAUGUAGUAUCAAAUGUGCCUACAGACGAGAACAGCGACACAGAUGUGGAGACAGCGACUGCAAAUCCAGUAACAAGAGCGUCAGAACCUGUUACCACUACUGCCACACCAAUUUGCGACGAUUGUCCGGAGUUGAAUGUUCACCUAUACGAUGAUGAUCCGUUCGAAGAUGGUGCCUCUGUUCUUAAUCGUUACUCUGUUAGGGGCUGCAAAUUUGUUCAGUUCUUUUGUCGUCCAUUUGAGGCUGGUGAUGAACGACCUGUACGGACACUAUUCAAUAGAAAUGCUUCUAUCGAUGACCUGCCAUUGAACGUGGACGUUGCUUGUAGGAACGGACAAUGGUACGAACAGGGACGCAAUUUAAGAGUCAACUCCCUUUCUUGUAUCUAUGAGCCACCAACAACAACUACAGUAACAACGACUACAACUACAGAAACAACGACUACAACUUUCGCACCGGGAGACCCGAAUAACCCUUGCAAUCAAUGCAAUACCGAAGUAUACGUCAGUCCUAGAACUGGACAGGAAGGAUCAACGUACAUGGAUUUCCGUUUUGAGGAAUGUCUCUCCGUUCAGCUGUUCUGCCAACCACUGAAGAGCAGCACGUAUGUCGACUUGCUUGAAAAUGGCCAAUCUGUGGAACUUACCGGGAACACAGUCAAUCGAACUCUUGUAUGCACGGAAGACACGGAAUGGAUGGACACUCGCUCGCAGCUGAUUAUCUCGAACGUCACCUGUCAAAUGAGAGAUGGAAUGCCGCCGUUCCCUCCACUCAAUCCGUCGACGGCCAUCCCAACCACAGUCAACAAAUCUCCAACCUCUACCUCUACGAGACCGUGGUAUAAUAAAACGAAUCCCUUAUCCACAGUGGAAGAUACCACAGAAAUGACGACUUCAGCAUCUGGAUUAGAAUCAACGGAGCCGCAGGUUGGGUCUUCGUCUGCUUUUGAAUCGGAAUCGCCAGCAACUAGUCAAACAAUGACCGAUGGGACAAGUCUUAUAUCAGACGAGAUUUCCACGAAUCUUCCGGAAUUUUCUACUUCAGAAGCUGUGGAGGGAACAGAGACUAUUGGAGAAAGCACAGAAACCGCUGAACUGGGCGAGCGUAGCACAAUUUCUUCAAAUGGAUCCCCAGCCACAGAUAUACCAGACGGUACAACAUUUCCUGCAGGAGACACAACCAUAGCGGCAUCAUCAUCGCUUUCGGAGGCAUCAACUCCUCCAAAUGAAUUGUCUACCGUGCUUGAAGAAACAACCAACCAAGAUUUCAGCAGUUCGGUGCCAGGAUUUGAUACCUCUCCUGGUCAAACUGAUACGGAUACUACCAAUCUAAGUGAAAACAGCUCAACAUUUCCACCUGAAGAACCAUCAACUUUAGGUAUAGCUGAUAGUACACCGUCUACUGAAGAAACUUUACCACCCAUUCCUUUUACUGGAGGGUUCCCUACGAUAGGUGAAACAACUGUAGGAGAAGUAGAGACACUAGCUUCAGAAGUUACUACAGAACAACCAGAAGACACCAGUACAGUUCAAGACUCUUCCUCACUCUCAAGUGCUCCUCAGGAAACAACUUCUCCCAACUCAAAAACGGGGGCAAUAGAUUCAACUCCACUCGCUGAGAACACAUCUGGGGUUGAUCUACAGUCUACAGAGGCUAAAACAACGCUGGAAGUAUCAACAUCGAGUUUGCCAGGUAUGGAGACAACAUUUGAUGAAAGCGAUGCUACACCUCCUUCGGACGAAAUAUCCGCCACUCCUACUGAAACAGACGAAGCAACGGGGCCAAUUGAGACUUCUGCACAGCAGACGUCAUCCGCAGGAGAAACAGUUGCUUCUACAAUGUCAGAAAGUGAAUCUACGGUUGCUGAUCUUAGCACAUCUCGUCCGGAAGAAUUUCCCACAUCUGCUCUUCCAGCCUCUCCAACGGCAGGACCACUCACGACUUUUGAGCAGUCAUCAGCUCCUCCCCUGAACUCAGUUAGUGAAGGUGAAACCUCUACGGUAGCAGAAACUGAAAGCACAAACAGCGGUUCUCCAAUAAUGACGAGAUCUCCUUCUAUGGCGACGUCAACAGUGAUUGAGACUUCAGAUGCCACUAAUACUGCGUCCAUUGCUCCUUCCUCAGUAUCUCCUGUAACAGAAACUGACAUUUCCAACACAGAGACUACGGCUGAGCAGACCAUCUCAAUAGAAACAGGCCUUCCAUUGACAACAGUAGCUGAAGUAACCUCUGCUCUCAUCUCAACAGCAUUUUCGUCACUUACCAAUACUGCGCCAUUCCUGACAACUUCCCAGUUACCGAUAACACAAGCAAGCGAAAUUCCAACUGCGACGACUGAGCAAGAAACCGAAUCUGCAAGGGUUACUACAGAUGCGACAAGCGCUGGUGGCGAGCUCUCGUCUGUUGUGCCAUCUACUCAGUCAGAGACUGCCUCGAGCGCAGCUCCCAUAACCCGCUCUGUGCCUACAUCAGUUCUAGAGACGGAAACAGCCACAGUGUCACAAUCGCAGUCCACACAAGUGGUGACCGUGACGACGGCAGCAAAUCUCACGAAUGAGGCAACCGUUUCUGAUGCAGCAACUACAUUGCGGACAACGGGUGUUAGCCCAAGCGUGUCUACGACAGGAUCUUUUGUGGUAUCGACCACUUCGAGAAAUCUGGGACUCUGCGGAGCAUGCAGCAACAUGCCUGCUCAUCCGAUGACUAUGCCGGAUACUUAUAAUGGUAUGAUGGUGCUCGAUCAUACUUGGGAUAAUGAUUGCUUGCUUGUAGACGUCAGCUGCAUACCGACUAGGGUGAACGAAACCGCCACACUAAUGUUGAACGGAGCGGAACCCUUGUUGAGCGGUGUGGGACCACAAGAAGCAAGGUUCACAUGCAACAGAGAUGCUUCCUGGAGGAGCACUAAUGGUGCCACUGUCAGAAAUGUUUCCUGCUUGGUGCAGUUACGAUUUGGGGGCGUCACCUCUACGCCACAGAAUCCUACUGAAGCACCACUUUCAACAACCGCAACCACUCCAUCUCCCGGAAUAGAUCCAUGCAAGAGAUGUGUUCGCCUACCAGUGGUUCCACUAACAACUGGUUACGAAAACGGUUUUAUCACUCUCUUCACAUCCAGAAAUGGUACUUGCAUGACUGCUGCACUCACAUGUGAAGGAAAUAAGCCUAGCGACGAACUGGCGUUAGUUGUAAGUGGCACGAUCUUCCGAAACGGAGCAGCUCCUUUACAAAUGGAUCUCACUUGCAAUAAUAUGAUGACUUGGGCAACUCCAGAUGGAUACGUUAUACCAUCAAUUUCAUGUGGUAUCAGAACAGCUUCAACAUCCAGCUUCCCUUCUACUACCACUGUGACACCUUCUACUACUACUAUACUUACUACUACUGUGACACCUUCCACUACUACUAUUUUUACUACCACAACUACACCCGCUCCUAUCAAUACUACACUGCAAGAGAUAACUACCGUUAGAAGUAUACCAACAACAUCAACAACAACAACCACUACUAGUGCAACCACGGUCGCUAGACCAUCUUUAUCUACGAUACCGAAUUCAUUAAGCACACCACAGGAGAAUUUCGGAGAUUGUGAAGCAUGUAGCAAUAUGCCGGCUCGUCCUAUGACUGUGGCAGGUACUUACAACGGCAUGAUGGUGCUUGAUCACACUUCGAAUGCAAACGGCUGCAAAUUCGUAAAUGUCGAGUGUGUUCCAACUCAGGCUGGCCAAAGGGCAACACUGUACAUGAACGAGAACUCAGCUAUGGUGAACGGUGUGGGAUCACAACAGGCAAGAUUGUCGUGCAGCAGAGACGGUGCCUGGGUAACUGCCCAAAAUGCUGUUGUGAAUAGCGUCUCUUGCCUAGUAGAUGUCAACGCUAGCGGAUCGACGCGUUUACCCGUAAGCUCCACUAGUAUGCCAGUGACGACCACAACAGAGGAGACUCCUCCCGGAACAGCUCCAUGUAUGAGAUGUUCACGGCUAAGCGUGGUGCCUCUCACGUCUGGAUAUAACAAUGGAUUUACAACACUUCUCACAUCAUCCAAUGGAGAGUGUAAGACAGUAGAAAUGACUUGCGAAGGAACUAGGAUUUCCGACAACCUUGCAUUAGUGAUAAGUGGUACCGUAUUCGAUCAAGGCGUUGGGUCGCUGAGGAUGAACUUUACCUGCAAUGAUAUGAUGACUUGGACGACAUCAAGUGGAUACGCCGUGCCCUUUAUAUCGUGCGGAGUCAGACUACCCCCUUCAACAACUACUCCGCCCACAACGACGACCACCACCACUACCACAACGACAACUACUUCAACGACCACAUCACCGACGACAUCUUCAACUAGGUGCAGCCAGUGCCCGAAUCUGCAGCCGCUUCCGCCCGGAACCCUUGGCGCAGAUGAAACUACCGGGCUGCUCGUUCUUGACCACUUCCACGAUUUCUCGGGAUGCAGAGUGGUUGUUAUAAGAUGCACAGCUAGUACUGGAUAUACGAACGCAACCGUGUUCUUUAAUAACAGAGCCGUAUUGUCAGCACCACAGAGGAUUUCUAGCUCACUCUCAUGUAUGUCAAAUGGCAAGUGGAUGAGACUGAAUGAAGAGAUCGUUUCGACAGCUUGUGUGGUUCAAAGAACACCUAGCGAUGCAACUGAUUCUCCACUAGAAACUAUCACUACGCCAUUUGCUCCAAUCACAACAGCGCCAGGAUCGGUGCCAUGCUCAAAUUGCAAUCGACAGCUCGUGACAAGUGUACCAGCUGGGUAUCAGAAUGGUUUUCUAACAAUGGAUACUUACUCAACCGAUAACUGCAUCAAUGUCGAGCUCUCGUGCGCAGCACCAGAUCGAACCUCCGAAGUAGCGCUAAUGAGUGCCUUGGGAGAACUCAUACGAGCACCUGCGAUGGCGAAUCUGACCCUGUCGUGUAACAGCCAGACUAAUUGGAUUACUCCCACAGGCAGAACUAUCGAUAGUCUCAGUUGCGCUGUUAUACAACGGGCUUCUGAAACUGUUCCACCAACGACAGGGACGACUACGCCGAUGACCACGACGGGGUUGUCAUGUGCAUCCUCGACAUGGGCAGAAUGGCGAGAAUGGUCGAACUGCACAGAUACCUGUGGAUCUUGCGGUACAAUGCAGCGAUUCCGAGCUUGCAACAAAGCGAUGCCCGAGUGUCUUUGCGAAGGGACGGCAUUUGAGAAGGUUGUCUGUAAUCAAGAAGUGUGCCGAUACCCACGACAAAGUGCUUGCUGUGAAGGUUACACGCCAACAUCGUACAAUGGAAGAUUCUUUUGCAUGAAAACGCAAGCGAGACCUACCACAUAAGAUAAAUAAGGAAGAUUUCUAUGUGCUGAACAAUAUAG
Molecule: messenger RNA, 7715 nt
Organism: Cylicocyclus nassatus
Lineage: Eukaryota; Metazoa; Nematoda; Chromadorea; Rhabditida; Strongylidae
Source: the annotation of a GenBank genome assembly